GUGACAUUGCAAGUUUUUAUCUAAUCGUCCGUUGAACCUUCAAUUAAUAAAAAACAUUAGACAAAAAGUCAGAUAUUUCGAUGAGUACGGGUACAUGUACAGUAGUUAUUAAAGUGACGUGCAAGGAACCGCAGAAAGUAACAAAGUAAAAUCCAAAACAAAAUGCUGUUCGCAAUACUAUUGAGCGUCGUGGUCGUACUUUGCUCAUUCCACUAUUACAUUCGGUAUCGAAGGAUUGGAAAAUAUGUUAGUAAAUUACCUGGACCAAGAGCCUGGCCACUAAUUGGCAAUCUUUUAACGUUCCUAGUGCCGCAGGAUCAAUUGUGGUACUUGGUAAGAAAAAUGGGCGAUAAUUAUUACCCGAUUUAUAAAUUCUGGACACUUACGGAGGCUAUCAUAAACCUACGUCAUCCAGAUGAUGUUGAGGUAUUGUUAACGAGUACGCAAAAUAUAUCGAAGAGUCGUAUUUAUGAAUUGCUUGAACCAUGGUUCAGAACAGGAUUGCUUACAAGUACAGGGGAAAAAUGGCGCCGCAGGCGGAAAAUUUUGACACCUGCUUUCCAUUUCACUGUACUGCAACAAUAUUUGGAAAUUAUCAAUGAAAAUGAUGAAAGAAUCGUAAAACAACUGAGGGCAGAAGGAGAAUCUGUUCAAAAUAUUUUACCGAUCGUAUCGAACUAUACUUUAAACGUCAUUUGUGAAACAGCAAUGGGAACAUCCCUAGAAGGGAAAAAAGAAUUUCAAGUAAAAUAUAGAAAUGCCGUUCGUCUCAUGGGGGAAAUACUGUUUCACAGAUUAACGAAGCCAUGGCUUAAACCAGAUCGAUUAUUCGCUUGGUUCGAGAAGAGUCGUCAGCAAAAGGAAGCAUUGAAAAUUUUACAUGGAUUCACUUCGCAGAUUAUAAACGAAAGAGAGGAAUACCACAGGAAGACCGGAAAUAAAUUUUUAGAAAAAGUGAACGAUUCCGCUACGGACGAUGAGGGAUCUUCAAGCGAAGAAGUUUUCGGAAUUAAAAAAAAGCGUUUGGCAAUGUUGGAUCUUUUGAUAGCUGCCCAUCACGACGGCCUAAUCGAUAAGCAAGGAAUAAACGAGGAAGUGGAUACUUUUAUGUUUGAGGGGCAUGACACUUCGGCAAUGGGGAUUUGCUUCGCUUUGUUGUUACUUGCGGAGCACAAGGAUGUCCAGGAACGUGCCCGAGCGGAAGUCAAUCAAGUCCUUUCCGAAUCAAGUGGCGCGAUAAGUGUAACGACAAUUCAACGUUUGAAUUAUCUUGACAGAUGCGUAAAAGAAUCUCUACGCCUUUACCCUAGUGUGCCGUUUAUAUCGCGAAUUAUUACUCACGACAUGCAGCUUAAGAAUUAUUUGAUUCCGAAAGAUACGAUUGCACACUUGCAUGUUUAUGAUACUCAUCGAGAUCCAAACUUUUGGCCGGAACCAAAUAAGUUUGAUCCUGACAGAUUUUUACCUGAACGGAUACAAAAGCGACAUCCGUUCUCUUACAUUCCAUUCAGCGCUGGCCCACGUAACUGCAUCGGUCAAAAAUUUGCUAUGAUGGAGCUGAAAGCUGUGAUUGCUCAUUUACUUCACAAUUUUUAUUUAGAACCUGUUGAUCUCGCACACGAAAUACCCAUCAUUACCGAUUUAGUCAUUCGUCCAUCUCGACCGAUUUAUAUGAAGUUUGUGUCUAUUCAGAAGGACGAAUGACGAAGUAAAGGGUU
Molecule: messenger RNA, 1718 nt
Organism: Phymastichus coffea
Lineage: Eukaryota; Metazoa; Arthropoda; Insecta; Hymenoptera; Eulophidae
Product: cytochrome P450 4C1-like
Exons: 13
Coding region: 163-1704 (513 amino acids)
Molecular function (GO): monooxygenase activity; iron ion binding; oxidoreductase activity, acting on paired donors, with incorporation or reduction of molecular oxygen
Source: RefSeq, a predicted model, not a curated record